Molecule: messenger RNA, 2700 nt
Organism: Closterium sp. Yama58-4
Lineage: Eukaryota; Viridiplantae; Streptophyta; Zygnematophyceae; Desmidiales; Closteriaceae
Source: the annotation of a GenBank genome assembly
AUGAGCGCCUGGAUGGAGGUUUCUGUGGGAGCGAGAGUGUCGCUCGAGGGUGGGUGGUCAGGCCGUGGGGCUAGGCGUGGGGAGGGCCGCCUGGACCGUAUGAUGAGGCUGUGCCGUUACCAGCAGAGCGGUGGUACGGAUGCUGUCGGCAGUUGGGUGAGGCAGGCAGGGGUGAGGCAGGGUGCGGUGCGGCAGGGUGAGGCAGGGUGCGGUGCGGCAGGGGUGAGGCAGGGUGCGGUGCGGCAGGGUGAGGCAGGGUGCGGUGCGGCAGGGGUGCGGCAGGAUGCAUGUGGUGGCUUAGGCCUCCGGUCCGGAGAGGAGAUCUCUCAAGGCUAUGGCCCGUGGGCCAAGGAUCAGCCGGCAUCUUGGCUGAGUAGUCUCACUCGGAGCACCUAUCGGCUAUCGACGGACAUGAUCGCUCCAAAGAGGAUGCGCUCCUUUGGAGGUGUUGCUGCGUGCUGCUCCCACUCGCCAGCGCAGCACGCGAGUGGGUCGCUGCUGACGCCACUCGCAUGGCUCGCAGGGUGGGUCGCCUUGGGCCUGCUCGCGAACCUCGUGACAACCAGCGCCGUCCCGUUCAAUCCCUCGCAAGUGAAAUUUUUGAAUGACACCAAAAGUUGGUGGAGCGACCCCCCAUCCGACUGCGACCAUGUGUACGGCCUCAAGUGCGAUGUGGACGGCAUGAUAACUGAGAUCAAUAGGGCGCAGUCUGAGCUCACAGGCAUCAUUCCCUCUAGCAUCGGUGCUCUUACUCGCUUAACUUAUAUGGCACUCUACAACAACUCGCUCACCGGCUCCAUCCCUGCUCAGAUUGGCUCCCUGAAGAAAACUUUGCAAGUCCACCUCUUCGCCAAUCAGCUCACCGGCUCCAUACCUGCUAGCAUUGGCUCGAUGUCAGACUUAACAUUACUAGACCUCUCCCGCAACCAGCUUUCAGGCAGCAUCCCUGCUAGCUUCAGUGAGCUCCAGAAACUAGGGUACAUCUAUUUGUACACCAAUGACCUCACCGGCUCCAUCCCAUCUAACCUUGGCUCUCUGACAAAUCUGGAGGCCGUUGGUUUCAAUGUAAAUAACCUCGCAGGGAGCAUCCCCGAUUCCUUAAUGUCCCUGGCUAAGCUAACUUAUCUAAACUUGAGCAUGAAUUCACUGAGUGGGACAAUUCCAUCCACCGUUGGCAACAUGCGCCACUUGUUAAAACUGCAUCUCCACGACAACAAUCUCUCAGGGCCCAUUCCAACAUCCAUCGGCGACAGCCUUCUAUACCUGGAAGAGUUGAACCUCUUCAACAACGAUUUCUCGGGGGCCAUCCCACCAUCCAUUGGAAACCUUUUUGAUCUGCAGACUUUCACCACCUGGGGCACCAGCCUCACAUGUCCGGUCGACUACACCAGCUGUGUCCAACAGCAGAUUGCUGAGACUGCUUUCUGCCGCAAGUGCCCUUCCUUCUGCACCACCUGCCUGGAGUUAACAGCGGCACCACCAGCACCGAGCCCCAACAGCAGCAGCAUCAGCCAGUACGACUCAGCAACUUCUGGAGGGGCCAGUGGGUUAUCACUGGGGGGCAUCAUUGGCAUUGUUGUUGCUGGUGGUGGUGGUGCUGCUGCUGCUGCUGCGGCUGCUGUGUUGCGUUACCUCAGGCACAAGCGGCAGCAGAAGGCAACAGACAUCCCACUAGCAUCAAUGGCUGGCAGUUGGGCAGCCUUACACAGCACAGAGUUUUCUCUUGCUGAGGUUGAAGCGGCCACCAACAACUGGGCUGCAGCCAACCAGCUUGGGUCGGGCGCCUUUGGCGAUGUGUUCAAGGGGGUGUCUCCACUCGAUGGUGUAACUGAGUGGGCUGUGAAACGCGCCAAGCUGUUACAUGUUGACUUCCAACGGGAGGUCCAGCAAAUGGCGGACAAGAACCAUCCCAACAUCGUACGGCUGCUUGGGUUUGCUGUGGGGGGUGACAUGAGGACGCGGCCAGAGCAGGUUCUCAUCUACGAGUUUGAGCCCAACGGUGACCUUGAGAAGUGGCUGAAUUCAACAAAGGCACCAUUCUCACUGACCCUGCCACAGUGGCUGGGCAUCCUGAUUGGGGCGGCGCGUGGCUUGGAGUAUCUCCACAGCUUUGACUUCGUGCAUCGCGACAUCAAACCUGCCAACAUCCUCGUCAGCGCCGACAUGCAGGCAAAGAUUGCGGACUUUGGAUUGGUGAGGAUGGGAGAGGGCACGACAGUGGGCUCUACUCGAGUGAUGGGAACACCGGGCUAUGUGGACCCUGUUUACUCAAGGACAAAUAAGGCAACCACGGCCACUGAUGUUUACAGCUUUGGAGUGCUCAUACUCGUGGUGCUUACCGGACGUUCUCCAAUUGCUGAGGCUGGGGGGGAGAGGACGCACAUCCUACAUUGGGUGGAAGAUUGUCUAGCUAAGGGUUCUGAUCUUUCUUGCCUGAAAAACCCCUGUGUGGAUGUUUCGGAGGAGGUGUUGUUGCGGCUGACUCAGCUCGCAGUGAGUUGCACGGUGGGUCGCACGGCAAGCCGGCCAACCAUGGGGGACAUUGCCAAUGAGCUGCAGGCGAUUAGAAACGAAGUGGCAGGGAAGGAGGAGGUGAGUGCGGCGGUGAAGGUGGAUGAGGAGGUUGUGGAGCGGCUGAGUGUGUUCCGGAACCUCAAAACUCUGGAUGAAGAAAUUGAUCUCAUUGGCAUGAUCGCAUGA